Sphaeroforma arctica JP610 is the source of this 309-nucleotide messenger RNA. RefSeq lists its product as hypothetical. The transcript has 3 exons. Bases 1 to 309 code for a protein of 102 amino acids. Gene Ontology annotation, molecular function: GTP binding; ribosomal small subunit binding; rRNA binding. Lineage: Eukaryota; Ichthyosporea; Ichthyophonida. Gene Ontology annotation, biological process: ribosomal small subunit assembly. The record is from RefSeq and is a predicted model, not a curated record.
AUGAAAUACACCUUCCAGAUCACAGACAUGCCACCCCUGACGCGAAUUGAAGAAGUGGUGCGUGAGAAGCUCAUGAUGCUGGGCAAGGAACUACCUUACACCACGCGCUCACAAAUCAGCCGCAUUCGCCGCAUUGAUAGUGGUGAAAUUAUUAUCAAUGUGGACAUUAUUGUGAAGCGAAAAAGCCAAAUUAAAAUAGUUCUGGGGAAACGGGGAUGUCGGAUACGCAUCAUGCGCGAGACUGUUCAGGCCGAGUUGUCUUCGAUGUUCAACCAAUUCGUAAACGUCGAUAUGCAAGUUAAACUUUAG